Messenger RNA from Gastrolobium bilobum, 588 nucleotides. RefSeq lists its product as uncharacterized. The transcript is spliced from 3 exons. Gene Ontology annotation, molecular function: mRNA binding. The record is from RefSeq and is a predicted model, not a curated record. Gene Ontology annotation, cellular component: cytoplasm. NCBI's taxonomy places the organism in Eukaryota, Viridiplantae, Streptophyta, Magnoliopsida, Fabales, Fabaceae. Bases 1 to 420 code for a protein of 139 amino acids.
AUGAGUUGGUCUGGAGGAGAUUGGAUGUGUGAUGCUUGCCAGCACAUAAAUUUCAAGAAGAGGGAUUCAUGUCAAAGUUGUGGAUACCCCAAAUUUGGAGGUCCUGACCCAUCAACUUAUAGGUACAACUGGACUGAAGCAUUGGCAGGGGAUUGGUAUUGCACCGCUAUGAAUUGUGGAGCUCACAACUAUGCUAGCAGAUCAAGCUGCUAUAGAUGUGGUGCAUUGAAAGAUGAUUAUUCUUGUGGAUUUGGGACAAAUAUUGAGGCCUCUGGAGGUGGAUCUGAUAACAAUUUUCCCCCAGGAUGGAAGACUGGUGACUGGAUUUGCACUAGAAUUGGCUGUGGAGUGCAUAAUUAUGCUAGCAGGACAGAAUGCUUCAAGUGCAAAACACCAAAAAAAAUUGGUGGUGCAUACUGACAGAAGAAAUUUCAACUGUCACUGACUUCAUCAUGUCUUUCUUCCGCAAACAACAUUCCAUCUAAUUUUCCCUAGUUAAUUAAGGUCUUUGUUGAAUAAACGUUAAAUGUGGAGUUAUGUGUCAGUUUAAUUUUUAAUGGGUUUAAUUCAGCAAUCAAUUUAGUUUUU